UGCGAACCACGCCGAAUCUUUAGUCGGUGCCAGCAUUUCAGACCGUUACGACAACGUUCUUAAGCCAGCCAGGAAGAAAAGUGUCGGAUACAGCAGAGGGAAGUCGAAGAAGAAUUCACCUACCAGCACGUUUUUUUUGUCUUGGUUCCGUUCUGUAAUUGCCAUACUGCCAAGUGUUGUCCAAGGUUCUCCAGUGUAUUAGUUGGUUCCGAUUGAAAAUAGCUCGGUAUUCAGUGUGUAUUCUAGAGUUUAAAAGAAAUACCAAAAAAUAGUACAAAUUAUUCGCUAAGAACAGUACCUGCUAGGAGAAAUCAUUAUGUCAGCAUCACCAAUCGCACGCCAAGCUUGCAGCCAGAUGCAGGCAAUUCCGUCGAAGCGCGUUCUGAUCCACGACGCCUCGGAACUGCCGGACCUGUAUUCGUCGACCCCCGGAGGCACGCUGUAUUCUACCACUCCAGGAGGUACCCGUAUCGUUUACGAGCGUGCCUUCCUGAUGAAUUUGAAGAACUCGCCGCUCUCCCGGACCCCUCCGUCCAAUUUAAAUAACCUGCCACACAAUAUCUUACGGAACAGUCCGAAAACAAUGCUCAGUAGCAAGCCUAAAGUUCAGCAGCAAAACCGAAACUCGCCGUCCAAGUACGACGAUCAUCAGGAACAGUUCGACAUGGAUCUGUAGGAUGCUGGAAGGAUACAUCCGCCGGGUCCCGUUUUGUAACAUUGCAUAAUGACUAAGUCUACAUUAAGUUUAUUCAUGAUGUAAACUUUAUAAGUUUAUAACACACUAUCGUUAGUAAGGUUAAUGUUAAAGAUAACUGCUUUGCAACAUUAGCUUCGGCUCGAGGACGAAAUGGAACAUACAUUAAUAUGAACCAUAAUAAUCUUCAGUACUGUGUAUCUUCAAAAUAAACCGAUAAUAUUCAUAAAAAAAACUACAUUGAAACAGGAAAAAUCGUCUGACCACGUCGAAAAAAAAUGAAAUAUAGCUUUCAUGCAUCGUCUAAUCAUUACUUGUCCUGCGAGUCGUUUGUGAUAUUGGAUGACUGAUCGGUACAUGGUACAUCGGAACAUCUAUUUCUAAUGCUAGGGUGAAAUUAUGAAGAAAAAUUGUAUAGUUCAGUCGACACCUAACCUGUUAAGUAUCGGAAAAAGGUCACUCCCCUAAUCAUUUAAUGAGUGGAAUUGAAAAUUGACACCAUUUUUCGUCAUUAGAGUUACAUUUGUUAGGCUACCGGUAUUUGUUGUAGAUUAAAUUUGUCGUGUAUUUUUUGAUAAUUCUAAUAUAAAGUAAAACUUUAAAUAUGCGUUGGAAAUCGAUUGAAUCCUAAAUUGCUAAAUCAUAGUUUUUUGUAUGUAUAACAAAUUGAUUCGACGUAGAACAGCUAGAUUCUAGCAUAACGUUAGUGAAGGAGACUGGAGAUGCUAUUAUGAAGUUAGAUUGUAAUUCAAUCACUACAACUACUAUUUCUACUUUUAGAGCACGAUGCAAUGAUAUUUUAAGAAUUUAACCUUAUGAAAUAAAUAUAUACUGAACGUACUAUGAAUAUAAAAA
Malaya genurostris is the source of this 1549-nucleotide messenger RNA. It is a transcript of the gene Thor, whose product is annotated as eukaryotic translation initiation factor 4E-binding protein. The transcript is spliced from 2 exons. Lineage: Eukaryota; Metazoa; Arthropoda; Insecta; Diptera; Culicidae. Gene Ontology annotation, molecular function: eukaryotic initiation factor 4E binding. Gene Ontology annotation, biological process: negative regulation of translational initiation. The record is from RefSeq and is a predicted model, not a curated record. The coding region runs from base 317 to 676 and encodes 119 amino acids. Gene Ontology annotation, cellular component: cytoplasm.